Messenger RNA from Sphaeramia orbicularis (orbiculate cardinalfish), 2002 nucleotides. RefSeq names its product chaperonin containing TCP1, subunit 6A (zeta 1) (gene cct6a). NCBI's taxonomy places the organism in Eukaryota, Metazoa, Chordata, Actinopteri, Kurtiformes, Apogonidae. Bases 97 to 1692 code for a protein of 531 amino acids. The record is from RefSeq and is a predicted model, not a curated record. Gene Ontology annotation, molecular function: ATP-dependent protein folding chaperone; ATP hydrolysis activity; ATP binding. Gene Ontology annotation, biological process: protein folding. The transcript is spliced from 13 exons.
AACCAACUCCUCUUUCCUUAGCGUCUGAGCCCGAGCGGUGCGCACUCCUUCCAGCGGUACUUUUUAUUUUUACUUCGCUGGCUGUGCUGCCUCGCCAUGGCUGCUGUGAAAGCGCUGAACCCAAAAGCAGAGGUGGCCAGGGCCCAGGCUGCCCUGGCGGUUAACAUCAGUGCCGCCCGGGGGCUUCAGGAUGUGCUGAGAAGUAACCUGGGACCGAAGGGGACCAUGAAAAUGCUGGUGUCUGGGGCAGGAGACAUAAAGCUGACCAAAGAUGGCAAUGUCUUGUUACAUGAAAUGCAAAUUCAGCACCCAACAGCAUCACUGAUUGCAAAGGUUGCCACAGCACAGGAUGACAUCACAGGAGAUGGCACCACGUCCAAUGUCCUCAUCAUUGGUGAAUUAUUGAAGCAGGCUGACCUCUAUGUGUCAGAGGGUCUUCAUCCAAGAAUAAUUGCUGAGGGCUUUGAAGCAGCAAAGGAGAAAGCCCUGGCUGUUCUGGAGGAGGUGAAAGUGACACAAGAAAUGGACAGAGAAACACUCAUCAAUGUAGCACGCACCUCACUCCGGACCAAGGUCCAUGCAGAGCUGGCAGACCUGCUCACUGAGGCUGUUGUAGAUGCUGUGCUGGCCAUUGCUAAACCCAAUGAGCCAAUCGACCUGUACAUGGUGGAGAUCAUGGAAAUGAAGCAUAAGACGGACUGCGAUACACAACUGAUCAGAGGUUUGGUGUUGGACCACGGUGCCCGACACCCAGACAUGAAGAAGAGGGUGGAGGAUGCCUAUGUGCUGACCUGCAAUGUCUCUUUGGAGUAUGAAAAGACUGAGGUCAACUCUGGCUUCUUCUACAAGAGUGCAGGGGAGAGGGAGAAACUUGUGGCUGCAGAGAGGAAGUUCAUUGAAGAUCGUGUGCAGAAGAUCAUUGCCCUGAAGAAUAAUGUUUGUCCUAAUGGGGAGAAGGGAUUUGUCGUCAUUAACCAGAAGGGUAUUGACCCAUUCUCCCUGGAUGCCCUGGCAAAGGAAGGCAUUGUUGCCCUGCGCAGGGCGAAGAGAAGGAAUAUGGAGAGACUCACCCUUGCUUGCGGUGGCAUCGCCAUGAACUCAGUUGACGACCUCACGCCCGAGUGCCUGGGACACGCUGGGUUGGUCUAUGAACACACACUGGGAGAGGAGAAGUAUACGUUCAUUGAGAAGUGUGGAAACCCUCGCUCAGUGACCCUGCUGGUGAAGGGACCCAACAAACACACCCUCACACAGAUCAAAGACGCUGUAAGGGACGGUCUGCGGGCAGUCAAGAAUGCCAUUGAAGACGGUAGUGUUGUUUCUGGCGCAGGUGCGUUUGAGGUGGCUGUGGCAGAUGCUCUGGUAAAACACAAGCCCAAUGUGAAAGGCAGAGCUCAGCUGGGAGUUCAAGCAUUUGCUGACGCUCUGCUAGUCAUCCCCAAGGUUCUGGCUCAGAACUCAGGUUAUGACCCACAGGAGACUCUGCUCAAGCUGCAGACAGAGUACAAAGAGUCCGGUCAGCUUGUUGGAGUUGACCUCAGCACAGGUGAACCCAUGGUGGCGGGAGAAGCAGGUGUUUGGGAUAAUUUCAGUGUCAAGAAGCAACUUCUUCAUUCAUGCACUGUGAUUGCCAGUAACAUCCUGUUAGUGGAUGAGAUCAUGCGAGCUGGAAUGUCUUCACUCAAAGGCUAAAGAUCAACUAAAGAAGCCGUCAUUAUUAUCAUACUCACUGGGAUAGUUGUUUACCGGACUGUUUCAGUCAACGCGCUCCUGCUCUCAGCACUCUGAUGCACCCCAGUCUGAUGGACAGCCCUCCGUAACCACCAUGGCAUUCAUCAGCGUCUGUCAGAAUCCAUUGUUAAUGCUAGUCUUGGAAUUGUUCAUGGAUUUGUCAAUGUCUCCCUCUGAAAUGAUUGGUUUAUUUAUGAGAUUUUGUUAAAAGCACUGACCUCGGCAACUCAGUUUUGUUUCUACCCAUUAAAGGUUUUCUUGGCUCUUGGAA